UCGAGGCGCAUUCGGACGAAACUUCCUCGGGACGGUCGCUCACAUAUUUUUCUCAGAGAUUUUGAAAAAAAGAAAGUGAUAAAAAGCAGAAUCGAGAGAUCCAAUUUACGAUUUCCUCGCGAAAAGAAAGAAAAAAUAUCAAUCGCGAAAGAGUCGCGUGAGCAUAAUAAUCACGGAAUUCGAUCGAUGAGGGAAAAUGGCACAUUACGUCGAUCUCGUUGCGUCCUUUAUUAUCCUUCUCCUGAUGGCCCACCUGGAGCAGCUGGUCCUGCACAAACGAGCGCUCGUUGUCGAGGGAAGAAUGGAGGCUCAGUUCGAGAAAUGCUGCGGCCUUGGCUCUUCUUGGGCUCAGGAGGGUCUUAGGUGUGAGAAGUUCACUGGGCCUGUGACCGGAGUGCCGAGGGUGGAGCAAGGUCUUUGCCUCGAGGCUGUUGAUAUCUGUUGCGUCCGGGCUUAUCACGAACUGCAAUGCGAAAAAGGAAAAGCCGACGCGCGCAAAGGUCUGGCCUGCGUGACAAGCACGGCGUCACAAAGAUCUCCGAAGACUUUCGGCCGCGGAGAUUAUCAUCGCGACUGUUGCGAGGGCUGCAAGCUAGGUAUCCUCGCGGGGUCUAUGGGUCAAGGAUGCUCCUUCAAAAGCUUCUCGUUUGGCAUUCCCUGGGAUCCCGCCUUCUUGGAAUGCUGUCGCGAAGCGUCGCCGAGCUCCACGACGGAUCUUACGAGUGAAUUGUCAAGCGAGAGUUCAACCGAAACUGAUCUAGAUUUCUCAUCGUCCUCGCCAACGUCCUCGCCAACGUCCUCGUCAACGUCCUCGUACUCGCCGUCGCCGUCAUCGUCAUCAUCAUCAUCAUCAUCAUCGUUAUCAUCGUCAUCAACGUCACCGUCGUCAUCGUCAUCGCCGUCGUGGUCGUCUUCACCUUCUUCAUCUACAUCACCUUUAUCCACAUCAUCGGGCGAGCCUUCCUCUUCGUCAUCAGAUUCCACGCCGUACUCAAUUCCAACUCCAGAGUUGGAUGAUAUCUGUCAACUCAUGAAAGGCAUGCUUUGCACUGACAUUUGCGUACCGACUCCCGGCUCGUAUCGCUGCGAAUGCCGCGACGGCUUCACUUUGUUGGAGGACGGAAAAACUUGUAGGCAGGAUCAACCAGUCGACAGAUGCAAACCAACUCACCCCUGCGAGCAUCGGUGCACCGACAACGGAGUGGCUGUCGUAUGCAGUUGUAAUCCAGGAUACGAUUUGGCCAAGGACGCACGUUCGUGUAUCCCGAAGUCACCGAGGAAAAAGAUGCCGGACGAAGACGAGGAUGACGAAUCGCCGUUAUGUCCGUCGGGCUAUCGUUAUAACGCCACCAAUCAGGUGUGCGACGACGUGGAUGAGUGUCUGGAGCGCAGCGUGUGUCCCGGUGGAGGUUGCCAGAACACCAUAGGAUCGUAUAUUUGCAUCAGGGAGAAAUUCGCGAAGAAUGCACUCUACAAAGCUUGCCCUCCGGGCUACGAAUCGCAUCCAUUGGCAAACGACUGCGCAGAUAUCGAUGAGUGUACCGUCUUAUCAGCUCCCUGCACCACAGAUAAACCGUUUUGCGUGAAUACGCCGGGUAGUUACACGUGUCUAGAAAUGACCGGCGUGAAAUCCUGCCCUGCGGGAUUCAAGUUCGACAAAUCAUUGCAGCUGUGCAAAGAUGUGGACGAGUGCGCGGAAGAUAUUCACAGCUGUGUAGCAGAUGUCGAGCAAUGUCGAAACACCGAGGGUGCUUACGAAUGCGAUAUAAAAUGCGGGAAAGGAUUCACGUACAAUAUCGGCCUGGGAGUUUGCGUCGACAUAGAUGAAUGUAUCGAAUCGAGCAAUUCUUGUCACGAUCCCGACACGAUAUGUGUUAACACGGAGGGUGCGUACGAAUGUACAAAGACAUCGGCGAGUCCUCUUCCACAUAUUUCAAACGACGACAAUCCGUCCGAUCAUCAAAAGAGUAUGCAAUCCAGUUCACGUAUGACUUGUUCAGCGGGAUAUAAACCCUCUAACGAUUCUGGAAUAACGAGGUGCAUCGACGUCGACGAGUGCAACGAACAAUUGCAUUCCUGCGCGUUUGACGAGCGUUGCGUUAAUGAAAUUGGUAGUUACAGGUGCCUAGGGGUUGAAAAUAAUAAGGGUGCAUCUAUCAAAACGGAAGAAAGCAACGACAAUCAACGCGACGAUCGAUUUAGUCGAGGGUACAAAUUAGAGGGAACGAACAUUUCGUCGCUUAUGAAUGAAAUCGAGGAUUGUGGCGAUGGUUACUUUCUCGAUGAGAAAUCUGACCGUUGCAUCGAUGUUGACGAAUGUGCCAAUGGAAUAGCGAUUUGUGGUAUAAGCGAGCGUUGCGUGAACACGGAAGGUGAUUACCGAUGUUCUCCAAUUUGUCCACCUGGUUUUCGACUGCGCAACAAUUCUCGACCUGCGAACGAGGUCAAGGAACAUUGCGAAGAUAUUAAUGAAUGCUUGCUAGGUUUGCACGCCUGCAAUAGGUUGACUCAAUAUUGUAUUAAUACAAACGGUUCCUACGUUUGCGGAACGCGAACCACUACUACCAGAAUCGAGACGACGACUAGAAGCAGCACGACAACAAGAAGACCUUUCGUUGAUUCGCGCUACAACAAAGUACAGGUCCCUAGAAGUAGUUUUAGCACGGAUCGUUACUGGUCCACGGAACCCUGUAGAUUGGGAUACAAGAGAGACGCAAAUACAGGCUACUGCGUGGACAUAGACGAGUGCGUGGUCGGUCCUGGAUGUAGGGAUCAUGAGAAAUGCAUGAAUACUCCAGGGGGCUAUGACUGUUCGCCCCUUUGUAGCACCGGCUGGUACUUUAGCACGACGACGAAGAGCUGUCAAGACGUGGACGAGUGUUUGUUAGGCGGUCACGAUUGUCCUCAGAGUACGCAUAGAUGCGUCAACACUAACGGGUCCUUUGUUUGCGAGUUAAUACCGCCCUGCAGUCGUGGCUACAGACGAGCCUUCAACGGCACCUGUCUUGAUAUCAACGAGUGCUCCGAGAACUUGCAUAACUGUCGGCUUAACUUGCAUCAGUAUUGCGUAAAUAAAGAAGGUGGCUUCGAGUGUUUGACCAGACUGCCCUCUUGCCCGUCUGGAUAUGAGUAUUCUUUGGGCGCUCGACGAUGCGAGGACAUCGAUGAGUGUCUAACCGGGCAGUACAACUGUGACGCGAGAUUUUCCGAGAGAUGCGUCAAUCUGCCGGGUACCUACAGAUGCGAGAGACCUCCUCCUACUCGUCAACGUCAACGACCAGCUUGUCCUUCCGGCUAUCGGUAUCAUCCUAGUUUACGCAGAUGUACAGACAUCGAUGAAUGCGCGGAGAAGUUGGACACGUGCGGGGACAAGCUCUGCUACAAUCAACCAGGUGGUUACAGUUGUUCGAUGCCACCUGUUCCAAUGACCAGAAAACCGACUACGACACCGAUGCCGGCUCCGAUGAACGAGAAGUGUAUACGCGGCACCAGAUUCGUGAGGAAUCGCGGCUGCGUCGACGUCAACGAGUGCAGAGAGUUGGAGGAUGCCUGCAGCAGCAAUGAGGAGUGCGUCAACACCGUAGGCAGCUAUACGUGCACCUGUAAGACCGGUUUCAGGCGUGAUAAUCUCACACAGGCCUGCGUCGAUAUCAACGAGUGUCAGUUACAGGAGAACGACUGCCUGCCGACGCAGCGAUGCGACAACACAAUCGGCAGCUAUACGUGUACGCGAUUUUUGCCUUGCGGCACCGGCUAUACGUUGAACGCUGCAACGGAGAUCUGCGAAGACGACGACGAGUGUGUUCUGGGCACCCACGACUGCGGGUCCGGAUAUCAGUGUAGAAACACCCUGGGUUCGUACCGCUGCGAUCGCACACCGCGUAUACCGACUCCGCAGUCGCGUACGUCGCCAAUGACGACGCCGAGAAUCACGACGAUUACGACGACGACGACGACGACGACGACGACACCGACGUCGUUGAUGACUGGUCGUCCGAUAACUGGUUCUUCAGCGAACUGCCCGCUCGGCUUCGAGCCCGGUUCUGGCGGCAAAUGCAUGGACGUAGACGAGUGCCAAAGAACGCCAAAUCUCUGCGGCACGAAAAUGUGUACCAACACUCUAGGAUCUUAUAGAUGCGGAUCCAGGUUGAUCUGCGGACCCGGUUUCAUCCUGGACCCGGUGACCGGACAGUAUUGCGUCGACGUGGACGAAUGUCGGGAGGGAACGCACGAGUGCGGGAAAAAUCAAGUCUGUGAGAAUCGACGAGGCGGGUAUCACUGCAUCUGUCCGCCUGGUCACGCAGUCGGUCCCAACAACGAUUGCGUCGACAUCGAUGAAUGUAGUUACGCUAUUGGUAUUUGCGGACCGAACAGCCGCUGCGAGAACACCGUUGGCUCCUUCAAAUGUCUAUGUGGGGAAGGUUUCGAAAACGUUGGGGAAGCGUCCGGUACCUGCCAAGACGUCGACGAGUGUCAGCGAACCCCGGGACUCUGUCAACACGUGUGCUUCAACGUGUGGGGCAGUUAUCGAUGUGGAUGCCAAGCUGGAUUCAGGCUAAAUGCCGACAAUCGUUCUUGCAGCGACAUUGACGAGUGCACGGAGUUCAAGGACAGCCAUCUCUGCAUCGGUAUCUGCGAGAAUACUCCGGGAAGCUAUGCGUGCAAAUGUCCCGAAGGAUAUAGGCUCGGUAACGACGGUCGAACGUGUCAAGAUAUCGACGAGUGCGAGGCAGGCCAAGUGUGCAGGGAUGCGGAAGAGACGUGCCAGAAUACGCGCGGAAGUUUCCGAUGUAAUCGGAUAAACUGUCCCUCGGGGUACCAUCGGGACCCCAUGAGAAAAAACCGCUGCGUACGCUCCUCGAGGUUUUGCCGCAUGGACGACCUGGCUUGCCUUCGGUCGCCCUCGCAUUAUUCCUACAACUUCAUUACCUUCGUGAGCAUGCUGCCCAUGCCGUCCACUGGUCAACUGGAGCUGUUCACUAUGCGAGGAAGUUAUCAGUCCGAAUCGACGGUACAUUUCACCAUGGCGUUGGUAGACGUGCGCGCACCACCGGGUGUCGAACGCGCCACGGAGUCCUGCUUUGCCCUGAAGAGACCGGCGCCGUCGCAGGCGGUCCUGGUGCUGACGCGCACGAUUCCUGGACCGCAGGAGAUCGAGCUGGAUCUCACGAUGGAGAUCUAUCAAGACGCUACAUUCGUCGGAAGUGCCAUCGCUAAGAUCCUCAUUUUCGUCUCGCAAUACGAAUUCUGAGAAGGCCUUUUGAACGAAGAUAAAACGCAGAUGAACAAAGAUGGAAGUUAAAGUCGUAAAAAUAAAACGACGUAAUUUAGAAGUACGCUUAAUUGUCCGAUCUACGUGAUUUGCCUCUUCUUCCAUAGUGUUACUGUCAUCAUAAGAGCAAGAAGCGUUUUAUAUUCAAAUCUUGUUUUACGUUAAACAUUAUGUACGUGCCAGCUGCUCCUCCGGCUGCUCCUCCGGCUGCUCUGGUUCACCCUGUAUAAACGAACUUUUUUCUUUUCCAAGGUAAUAAAAUGUAAUUACCAUUUUAAGCGACAUAUGUUUUUCGAACUAAUAAAACGGAUCUUUUUUUUCAUUUUCUGCUCAUUUUUAAAAGUAUAAGUAUAUGAAAAAUAAAUAUAACACGAGCUAGCAUUUGGGUCGUAGAUAUGUAAAAAGACGAAUUAAAUGUAUAUAUAGAUUUCUGUAAGUUAACACACAUAAGGGAUAUAGCACAAAAUAAACUUGUGUUAGAUGAUAUAUGAAAUUUAUAAUAAUCUCCACUUGAUACUUUAUAAAAUCGCAGCUUUAUUAAAUGUUUCACUAGCGACACACUCUCCUCCCUCUAAUUUACACGGUCCGCUGUUCGUAAUCGGAACAACGCCUCUAUUGCUUCAAAUCUAACUCUUCGCUUCUCCUUCACAGAAGACGAAUAAAGCAAUAAAUCUGAGAUCCUUAGUGUUAAUUGCCGCUUCGUUGCAUGAUACGCGCGUUAAUGUAUAUAAUGUUAUAUAUA
This is a messenger RNA of Trachymyrmex septentrionalis, 6014 nucleotides long. RefSeq names its product fibrillin-1. The record is from RefSeq and is a predicted model, not a curated record. The coding region runs from base 197 to 5251 and encodes 1684 amino acids. The transcript is spliced from 22 exons. Lineage: Eukaryota; Metazoa; Arthropoda; Insecta; Hymenoptera; Formicidae. Gene Ontology annotation, molecular function: calcium ion binding.